GCAAAACUAAAAAAUCCACCGCCACUAAUCCUCCCCAAUCCGCUAAACUCCCCGACAACUGCCUCCAAGACGCUCAAAACUGCACUUACUUUGCCUUCUUCAACAGCAAAGAAAAAAAACUCCACACCCAUAAAAACUUUAAAUCCUGCUGAAAUUGCCGAGCCUACAUCAGCCAACUCUGACCUUAUGGUCGCGUUGAAAGCCGUUCGCCUG
Molecule: messenger RNA, 213 nt
Organism: Racocetra persica
Lineage: Eukaryota; Fungi; Glomeromycota; Glomeromycetes; Diversisporales; Gigasporaceae
Source: the annotation of a GenBank genome assembly